GUGGAGAGCGUUUACUGACAGUCUCACACACACACUCACGGGAUUUGGAGCGCGGAUCAAAGUGUGGCGUGUGCGUCAGUGCGCGCGGAUACAAGAGAAACCGUUUUUUUCACAGCGAGGAUUUUACCCGAGGAAAAACCUUCUCUUCUUCUUCUUCUUCUCUGGUCGGAUGAUUCAUGAGCUCUGAUGCUGCCUCCGGAUCAUGAAAGAAACGCUCACCAUGAAGUUCGCCUGGAAAACUAAAAUGAGCUCAGUGCAGGACUGGGGGGAGGAAGUCGAGGAAGGAGCCAUCUACAACGUGACACUGAAGAGGGUUCAGAUUCAACAGGCAGCUAACAAGGGAGCAAGAUGGCUGGGGGCGGAGGGCGAUCGGCUCCCUCCCGGCCACACGGUGAGCCAGCUGGAGACCUGCAAAAUCCGCAGCAUCCGUGCGGGGACGCUGGAGAGACUGGUGGAGACGCUGUUGACGGCGUACGGAGACAACGACCUCACCUACACCUCCAUCUUCCUGUCCACGUACAGAGCGUUCACCUGCACGCAGACCGUCCUGCAGCUGCUGCUCGACAGUUAUGGAUGCAUGGAGGAAAAUGGACACGACACAGAGAGACGCCAUGGCCCGGAAACAAUCGGAGCCAUCAGAAAUGCCUUGGCCUCUAUCCUGUGUGCCUGGCUGGACCAGUGUCCUGAAGACUUUCAGGAGCCUCCUGACUACCCAUGUCUGCACCGGCUGAUGGACUACCUGCGUAAAGCUCUGCCCGGGUCCGAGGCUCUCAGACGGGCAGAGAAUCUGCUCGAGCAGCUGCAGAGUCAGGCUGGCAUGGAUGACAAUGAUGGUGGUUUCCAUGCCAACAGUUCUUUCUGCCUGGGGGAAGAUGAGGAAGUAGAAUAUGAGGUCCACGAGGACUUCCUGUCUUUCGAUGCCGACCUGGUGGCUGAGCAGCUGACCUACAUGGAUGCGCUGCUGUUUAAAAAGGUUGUUCCUCACCACUGUCUGGGCUCCAUCUGGUCUCAGAGAGACAAGAAGCACAACAAACACUGUGCCUCCACCAUCCGAGCCACCAUCACGCAGUUUAACGCCGUGGCCGCCUGCGUGGUCAGCACGGUGCUCAAACACAAGCAGAUCAGACCGCAUGUCAGAGCGAGGCUCAUCCAGCGCUGGAUAGACAUCGCUCAGGAGUGUCGGAUACGUAAGAACUUCUCGUCCCUGCGAGCGAUCGUGUCGGCGCUGCAGUCGAAUCCCUUGUACAGGCUGAAGAGAGCGUGGGCCUGUGUGCACAAGGACAGCAUGCAGACGUUUGAGGAACUGUCCGACAUCUUCUCAGACCACAACAACUACCUGACCAGCAGAGAGCUUCUCAUGAGGGAAGGCACUUCAAAGUUCGCCAGUCUGGAGAGUUGUGCCAAGGAGCACCAGAAACGCACCCACAAGAGGCUGCAGCUGCAGAGAGAGAUGGGCGGCCUCAUCAACUUUGAGAAGAGGCGCCGGGGUGAGUGGAGCUGCAUGGAGUUUGAGGUGAUCGCUCAGAUCAAGCUGCUCCAGUCGGCCUGUAACAGCUACUGUCUGACUCCAGAGUCGACCUUCCUGCGCUGGUUUAAGCACCAGCUUCAGCUCAGUGAGGAGGAAAGCUACUCUCUGUCCUGUGAGAUCGAAGGUCUCGGCGACAGCAGUCCAACUUCACCCAAACCUCGGAAAAGCAUGGUGAAGAGACUCAGCCUACUGUUCCACGGACCGGACAGCAGCACAGCCACUUCUCCAGUCAGAGAGUUGCCAAGGUCGCCCCCCACUGGCAGCUCAGGGGAGAGCAUGGACUCAGUCAGUGUGUCCUCCAGUGACUCGAGCAGCCCGUCAGACAGCGAAGCACUCACUCCUCUGACUCACACCUCGGACUCCCAGCACAACAAGCUAUCCGAAUCGUCCUCCUGUAAUUCCCUCCACUCCAUGGACACCAGCUCGUCGACGGCCAGCGUCCCCAUGUCCCCUCCACCUCCCUCUCACCCCGGUGCCCCCUGCACCCACAGACGCUCCCUCUCCCUCACCCCCUUGUCCCCCGCGUCCCCGAGUCAAACCCCAGCGUAUAACACCCAGGCCCAGGACGUGUGCAUCAUCAGGGUCAGCCUGGAACACGGCAACGGGAACCUCUACAAGAGCAUACUUUUGACGAGUCAGGACAAAACACGAGCUGUGAUUUCUAGAGCAAUGGCGAAGCACAACCUGGAGGUGGAGCCAGAGGAAGGAUAUGAGCUGGUACAAGUCAUCUCUGAGGAGAGAGAGUUGGUGAUCCCAGACGGCGCCAACGUCUUCUACGCCAUGAACACCUCGGCCAACUUUGACUUCCUGCUGCGCGUGCGAGGCUCGGCCGCUCGGUUGGUGCAGCUGCGGAGCCGCUGCAGCUCCACGCUCCCUCGAGCCCAGCACCGCUCGAGCCUCUCGCUCAGACUCAGCAAAGUCACGCUGUGACACAUGCACCGACACGACCCAGUGGUUUGCCCUCACGCCACUAACCCAGGACAACCCAGGACAACACAGGGCCAAGAAGUGAGCUUCUGACUUUUGAAGGGCUUCACCUUGACUCUUAUUUAGUGUCUUCUCUUGUGAACAGCCUUGACGUAGAGCGCGUGACUGCUGUGCUAGUGGGACUGUGAUUUUCACUCGCGAUGCCUGUGACCCCAAGUGGCCUCCGCUUUUUAACUACAACAGGUUUUUCUUUUUUUUUGUUUGCACAUGUUGUGUGGGAGGAGCCAAACUCCCGACCUCCGACAGUAUUCUGAUAUUAAAACGUCCUGUGAUGUGUG
Messenger RNA from Solea senegalensis (Senegalese sole), 2793 nucleotides. RefSeq names its product ral guanine nucleotide dissociation stimulator-like 1. Gene Ontology annotation, biological process: Ras protein signal transduction; positive regulation of GTPase activity. Gene Ontology annotation, cellular component: plasma membrane. The record is from RefSeq and is a predicted model, not a curated record. The transcript is spliced from 17 exons. NCBI's taxonomy places the organism in Eukaryota, Metazoa, Chordata, Actinopteri, Pleuronectiformes, Soleidae. Bases 203 to 2458 code for a protein of 751 amino acids. Gene Ontology annotation, molecular function: guanyl-nucleotide exchange factor activity.